Phasianus colchicus (ring-necked pheasant) is the source of this 1337-nucleotide messenger RNA. Its product is annotated as complement decay-accelerating factor. The record is from RefSeq and is a predicted model, not a curated record. NCBI's taxonomy places the organism in Eukaryota, Metazoa, Chordata, Aves, Galliformes, Phasianidae.
GGUGAUGAAGGGAGCCGCCCAACCUCAAGAGGGAGGAUGAAGACAGACCACCGCUGCCCCGAGCCCGAGGGCGGCUCCGCUCCCCUUGCUGCGGGCCGGGCGGGGCCGGGGCCGGGCGGAGCCGGGGCUGGAGGAUUUCCCCAAAUGCCCGCUGGCCGCGAUGGGCUCCGCUCCGUACCGCUCGCUGCUGCCGCUGCUGCUGUCCCCGCUGUCGCUGUUGCCCGUGGUGUGCGGUGACUGUGGGCCGCUGCCCAGCCUCAGCAGGGCAGAGCCCCCGGAGGACAUCCGGCACAAGGACAGCUUCCCCGUGGGCUCCAAAGUAACGUACAGAUGCCUCCAGAAUUUAUCGAAAAUCCCAUCUCGGUUGGAUACAAUAAUGUGCCUUAAUAACUCCUUAUGGUCCAACCUGCAGGAGUUCUGUGACCGCAGCUGCCAGAGCCCUCCCCAAGUGGCUUUUGCCAAACUAUCAGAAGAAGAUGAAAUGAAGAAUUUUUAUGCUGUUGGGAUCACUGUGAGCUACGACUGCAACCCAGGCUAUGAGAACAGCACUGCUGAACUCCCCACCAGCACCUGCCGUGAGAAUUCAACGUGGUCGGAAGUUCCUGAGCUGUGUCACAAGCAGUCUUGUGGUCCUCCGACAAAUCCAGAACACGGCACUGUUGUGGCAACAGAUCACCUCUUCCUUGCGAGAGCCGAGGUGGUUUGUAAUAAAGGGUACACACUGUCAUCAAGGGUAUCGUUCAUCCGAUGUUUCACUCAGGGAAAUGGGGUUGCCUGGACUCCACUUCCAACGUGUCAGGUUUCUCCCUCUGUAACUGGCACUACAGCAGUGACAAACUCAACCCCUCAUUUGGAAGAGAAGGCAUGGGAGAACCGCUACAUCCUACCACUUGUCCUCAUCCCUUGUGUCACUGGAGUUGCUGUGAUUGUCGCUUGGAGCAUCAAGAAGUUCAGUGCGAGUAAAAAGACUGGGUCUUUCAAGCCAAAUCCAGGGGAUGAAGAGCAGAACCCAUGCUACAGAGCACAGAGCUGAUGGGUGUGCAGGGGCAGCUGCAGUCGACUCCUAAAAGCACCAGGAUUUUUGCAAUGGAGAAACUCUCUAUCGAGAAGCAGAAGGUUCAAACUUCCUUUGUUUUCAGCUCCCUUUCCUUUUCUAUAAUAUUUUACUUUAUUUUUAGUGUCAGAAGAACAUUUUCCCAGUUCUUAAACUGAGACUUUUAAUAUUCAGUAAUCAUUUCUUUCCGCCAGGAGAAUGAUCCCAUGUAAAACACUGCAUUUGCACGUCUGUUUUGCUAAGCCUCAUUUAGUAGCUUGCAGAUAAAAGUUUGAAAACUACA